This is a messenger RNA of Zingiber officinale, 4848 nucleotides long. RefSeq names its product paired amphipathic helix protein Sin3-like 4. Gene Ontology annotation, cellular component: histone deacetylase complex; chromatin. The record is from RefSeq and is a predicted model, not a curated record. Gene Ontology annotation, molecular function: transcription corepressor activity. NCBI's taxonomy places the organism in Eukaryota, Viridiplantae, Streptophyta, Magnoliopsida, Zingiberales, Zingiberaceae. The transcript is spliced from 23 exons. Bases 352 to 4524 code for a protein of 1390 amino acids. Gene Ontology annotation, biological process: negative regulation of transcription by RNA polymerase II.
UCUGUUGUUUGGCUUCGAGCCCUUUUCUUCCCGGCUCGCUUCUGCCUCACCGUCUUCGUUUCCGUCGGUAGGGAAGACCGCGAACUCUCUCCGCCCUCUUACUCCGAACAGAGACGCCUAGUGCCCCUCUUGCGCGAGCUUUCUUCACUUUGAUCCUUCAAUUACCGCUUUCAGAUCGGGGCGACCGAAUUGGACCCGCCGGAGGAGGAGAUCAGGGAUUCACCUUUGUUCCACGUUUGAUUUCUAUUUUCUAGUAGACAUAGGGCAAAUAGGAGAGUUUGAUCAGAGUGACCGGUUUUCUACGAUCGGCUGCUUCAUGGGUGGAUGAAAGGGACGUAGGAGGAGGCCUUGAUGGGUUCUCAGCUCAAGCGACCAAACGUUCCUCGAGCAGAUCUAUUGGGGCAAACUCAUAUGGCACCAGCACCAGCAGCUGUAGGGAGUACUCCCAAGCUCACAACUAACGAUGCCCUAGCAUAUUUGAAGGCCGUGAAGGAUAUAUUUCAUGACAAAAGAGAAAAGUAUGAUGAAUUUCUUGAAGUCAUGAAGGACUUCAAGAGUCAGAGAAUUGAUACCAAUGGAGUUAUUUUGAGGGUGAAGGAGUUAUUUAAAGGGCACCGUGAUCUCAUCUUGGGGUUUAACACCUUCUUGCCAAAGGGUUAUGAGAUUAAGCUACCAGAAGAAAAGAAACCGGUUGAGUUUGAGGAGGCAAUUGAUUUUGUUAAUAAAAUCAAGAACCGUUUUGAGAAUGAUGAGCAUGUUUAUAAGUCAUUCUUAGAUAUAUUGAAUAUGUACAGAAGAGAGAACAAGUCAAUCCAUGAGGUCUAUGAAGAGGUAGCAGCCCUCUUUCAGAAUCACCAAGAUCUGCUAGAGGAAUUCACACACUUUUUGCCUGAUGCUUCAGCUAUAUCUGCUCCACAUCACGGAUAUGCUGGUCGAGCAUUUGGACGUCGAGAUGACAGGAGCUCUAUAAUGUGUUCAUCAAGGCAUUUUCAUGUGGAUAAACGGGAUAGAGCUUAUACAUCACAUGCUGAUCGCGACUUCAGUGUCGAUCGUCCUGAAAUAGAGCAUGACAAGAAGAGAAGGCGUCCAGAGAAAGAAAGGGAUAGGAAGCCAGAUAGUGACAGGAAAGAUCAUGAACGAGAUGAGAAGGAUUUGGAGCAUGAUAGUGGAGAUUUAGAUAGUAUACAACAUAGGCAAAAAUCUUCAUUUCGAAGAGCUGAUGAUUCUAUUGCUGAGCAGGUGCAGCCUGGAGCUGAUGGUCCUGAGAACAUUGACAUGUAUAGCAUUUCAUCUUCAAUAAUCGAUGAUAAAAAUGCUUUGAAGAGUGUAUAUACUCGAGAAUUUAAUUUCUGUGAAAAAGUGAAGGAGAAAUUGCAUAGUGACACCUACCAGGAAUUUUUGAAAUGCCUUCACAUAUACAGCAAAGAGAUAAUAAAUAGAACAGAGCUAAAGAAUCUGGUAAAUGACAUCCUUGGAAAGUAUCCAGAUCUUAUGGAAGGUUUCCAUGAAUUUUUGGCCCAUUGUGAGAAUAUAGAUGGAUUUCUUGAAGGGGUGUUCAACAAAAGACACAUGGCUAGACCUAUUAAGAUAGGGGAUAAAGACAAAGAAAGGGACCAGGACAUGGUUGAACGGGAAAAAGAUGGUGAAAGGGAGAGAAACACUGAAAGGGAAAGAGUUGAUAAAGCCAUCUUGCAAAAGACUACUUUAUUUACAAGCAAAGAAAAGUAUAAUUUAUGGAAACCAAUUUCAGAGCUUGACCUUUCAAAUUGCCAGUGCUGCACCCCAAGCUACCGCCUUCUUCCAAAAAAUUAUCCUAUACCUCCCACUAGCCAUAGAACUGAACUUGGAGAGUCAGUACUAAAUGAUGUUUGGGUGUCGGUGACUUCUGGAAGUGAGGAUUACUCUUUCAAGCACAUGCGAAAAAAUCAAUAUGAAGAAAGCUUAUUUAGAUGUGAAGAUGACAGAUUUGAGAUGGAUAUGUUACUUGAAUCAGUUAAUACAACAACUAGGCGUGUGGAAGAAUUGCUGGAAAUGAUGCAGGACCCUGUCAAAUCAGAGAAUCCUAUUCAUAUUGAAGACCAUCUUACUUAUCUGAAUUUGAGAUGCAUUGAACGAUUAUAUGGAGAUCAUGGUCUUGAUGUCAUGGAUAUACUACGGAAAAAUGCUAGUCUUGCAUUGCCAGUGAUACUAACCCGCCUGAAGCAAAAGCAAGAGGAGUGGUCUAGGUGUCAUUCAGAUUUCAAUAAAGUUUGGGCGGAAAUAUAUGCCAAAAAUUAUCACAAAUCACUUGACCAUCGCAGUUUCUAUUUCAAACAACAAGAUUCAAAGAAUUUGAGCACAAAAAUUUUAUUGAGUGAGAUUAAAGAAAUCAAUGACAAGAUGAAGAAGGAAGAUGACAUUCUUCAUGCAGUUGCUGCUAAAAAUAGGCAUCCAAUCAUUCCCAAUAUGGAAUUUAAGUAUGCAGAUGUAGACAUCCAUGAGGAUUUAUAUCAGAUUAUAAAAUAUUCAAGUGGAGAAGUCUGCACAUCUUCGGAUCAGUUGGACAAAGUCAUGAAAUUAUGGAGUACAUUUUUGGAACCCUUGUUGGGUGUUCCCAAUCGAAAUCAAAUUGUUGAUGGCCAAGAUGUAAAAUCAAAGAGACGGGCUGCCAAAUCCGCUGUCACAGGUUUGGCUGAAAACAAUGUAAGUCCUGGCACUACCAAGCAAUGUAAUGGUGGUGGGAAUAAUUUACAUGAACAAGCAGGUCCAUUCAGAACUGGCUUAGUAAAUGGAGAUGUAACUAGUACCCAUGAUGUAGAUCGAGGUGCUCACCGUGGUGAAAAUCAUGUAAAUUCUAAUCCAAUACAAGUAAGAGUGCAGGACAAUUCUAUAUCUGAUGAAGGAUCUCGGGCAGUUGUGCAAAAUGUACCUGCAGAACAUUUGCCAGGUGGCAAUAAUGUUGCAAGUAGAGCUGAAAUUCACCCUAGAACAAACCAGGAGAAUACAUCAGGGAUUACUGCUGCAUCUUUAAGAACAAUGCAUCUUGGAACAGAGAUGCUAAUGGAACAUCAAGCAACUAGUGAACUUUUACCUUCUCUGGAGGUUGGACAUUUGGGAAAGCCAGGUAUAUCAGCAAAUGGUGGUGUUACUGUGGAAUGCAACAAAAAUCUUAGGCGUGAAGGUUCUGCUUCCCUUGAUAAUCUCAAAAUUGAAAGAGAAGAAGGUGAAUUGUCACCAACUGGAGAUUUCGAAGAGGAUAAUUUUGUGGCUUUUGAAGAUGCUGCUGUAACUACAGCAACUGAGCAGAAGAAUACUUCUAAUGCUGAAGUUGAUGAUGAGGAUGAAGAAAGUGCUCAACGGUCCACUGAGAUCAGUGAAAAUGCAUCAGAGGCUGGUGAGGAUGCAUCAGGCAGUGAAUCUGGCAAUGGUGAGGAAUGCUCCCAUGAAGAUCGUGAGGAAGAUGAUGAUGCAGAGCAUGACGAUCAGGAUGCAAAGGCUGAAAGUGAGGGCGAGGCUGAUGGAAUGAUCGAGGUGCACGAUGCUGAUGGGGAAAUUACAUCAUUACCAUACUCAGAAAGAUUUAUUAACACAGUGAAACCUCUUGCGAGGCAUGUGCCUGCAACAUUACAUGAUAACCAUGAUACAUCCUCCUGUAUAUUUUAUGGAAAUGAUUCAUUCUAUGUGCUGUUUCGGCUUCAUCAGAUAUUGUAUGAAAGGAUUCUAUCUGCUAAGACUAACUCAUCAACUGCUGAAAAUAAAUGGAGAACCUGUAAAGAUUCAAAUCCUCCUGAUCUAUAUGCUAAAUUUACGAGUGCUUUAUACAAUCUACUUGAUGGUUCCGCUGACAACACCAAGUUUGAAGAUGAUUGCCGUUCUAUCAUAGGAACUCAGUCUUAUGUUCUUUUUACAUUAGACAAGCUAAUCUUUAAAGUCAUUAAACAGCUUCAAGCAAUAGCCUCAGAUGAGAUGGAUAAUAAACUUCUCCAUCUAUACUUGUAUGAAAAAUCGAGGGCAGGGAGGUCUUUUGAUGUAGUUUAUCAUGAAAAUGCUCGGAUACUUUUGCAUGAUGAGAACACAUACAGAUUUGAAUGUAUUUCUCAAUCUUCAGAUGUGAUCCGACUAUCAAUCCAGCUAAUGGAUUAUGGCCAUGAAAAACCUGAAGUUACGGCUGUCUCAAUUGAUCCCAACUUUUCUUGUUAUCUAUACGGUGAAUUUCUCUCAAGUGUCUCAGUUAGGAAAGGAUUACAUGGUGCCUUCCUGCGAAGGAAUAAGCGUAAAUAUGGAAGUGCUGAUGAGUAUUCCACUACUUGCAAGGCUAUGAAAGGAAUUCAAGUACUCAAUGGUUUGGAGUGCAAGGUAUCUUGUAGUUCGUCUAAGGUGUCUUAUGUUCUAGAUACAGAAGAUUUGUUGUUCCGAGUGAGAAAGAGAAGACGAUACUCAAGUAGAGGGAUGAUAUUAAAUAACCAAGCACACUCUGUACAAGUAAAUGAUUCUAAAGUACAGCGCUUCCAUAAUUUCAUAUCCAGUUUCAUGACGAGUUCCUAACACAUUUUGACACGUGGUGGGCUCUGAAGUAGGUCAAAUACACCAGCAAGCUUGAUGGAUCUUCUCGGCUGCCUGCUUUCACUUCCUUGCUCGUUUCCAGAUAACAUAUGGUUGCAUUUCCGGUACUUAUAACAGCAUAUAAGCAUUAUUCUAGUUUUUGUUUCUUCCAUCACAAACUUGUACAUAUGCAACCUCUAACUUUAUUCUUAUAUGAUGCAUACUUUACUCCCACUUUGUUAACAUGUGGCUAGUCUACACGGGCAGAUAUGUAACAUCCUGAUGUAAAAUGUUUAUUCUUGUAGUGACUAUAGGUUCCUAUUUAAA